This is a messenger RNA of Paramecium sonneborni, 339 nucleotides long. Lineage: Eukaryota; Ciliophora; Oligohymenophorea; Peniculida; Parameciidae. The record is from the annotation of a GenBank genome assembly.
AUGGGAUCUCCUAUUUAAUCAAUGACUUAUUCAUUAGAUUGUUUUUUAUCAGAAAUUUUUAACAUAGAAAUUGAAUAUGCUAGAAUAAUUUGGUAAAUUAUAAUGCCAUCAAUUUAUAUUACAUUUUUCUAUUAAUGGUACCUGAUUUUAGUUUUUUAAAAACAAACAACAUUUAAUAAAUGUGUAAUUGCAACUACAUUAAUUUAUAUGUACAUAUAUUUAUAGCCAAGUAUUAUUGGUGGAUUGGUUUAAUUAAUAUCAUAUAGAUAAAUUUCAGGGUAUAAAUGGAUUCAAUCAAAUGUUACAUCAAGAUAUGAUACUAUUAAACAUGGAUAAUGA